UCACGAAAUGAGGAAGUGACGUCAGGACAUGUGACAUCCCCCUUGCAGCUGAAGUACUUGAAAAGGAGCAACGCUCUACAUUUUAGGAAAUAUUCCUUAGUGUUGAAAUUGAGACUCGGGGUUUCAUUUUUUUCUUUCGGUUUAAGUAGAUUUAUAUAGAGGCAUUUCUGUUAAAGCAUACGCCUUCGAUUUUAAGCAUAGUGUUUUUAUUUUGGAUCAUCAAUAGUUGACAGAAACUAAAAGACCGUGAAGAUGGUACAGAUUAAGAGAAUCUGCUGUAUUGGUGCUGGCUACGUUGGAGGUCCGACCUGCAGCGUCAUUGCUCAAAUGUGCCCUGAAAUCACAGUAACAGUCGUGGAUGUAAACGAGGAUCGGAUUAAAGCCUGGAACUCGGACAGCCUUCCCAUCUUUGAGCCUGGUCUUCAGGAAGUGGUGGAGUCCUGCCGCGGCGUUAACCUCUUCUUCUCCACUGACGUUGACGAGGCUAUCAAAGAAGCAGACCUAGUAUUUAUUUCAGUAAACACACCGACCAAGACGUUUGGGAUUGGUAAAGGUCGUGCUGCAGACCUGAAGUACAUUGAGGCGUGUGCCCGUAGGAUAGCAGACGUGUCCAAUGGGUGUAAGAUCGUAGUGGAGAAGAGCACAGUGCCCGUCAGAGCGGCUGAGAGCAUCCGGAGGAUAUUCAACGCCAACACCAGAUCCAGCCUCAACUUCCAGGUCCUCUCCAAUCCAGAGUUUUUGGCUGAAGGGACAGCCAUUUCUGACCUGAAGAACCCAGACAGAGUGCUUAUUGGUGGAGAUGAGACCCCAGAGGGUCAAAGGGCGAUUGAGGCUCUCCGCAGCAUCUAUGAGCACUGGGUACCCAAGACUAAAAUCAUCACCACCAACACCUGGUCAUCCGAGCUCUCCAAACUGGCUGCCAAUGCUUUCCUGGCUCAGCGCAUCAGCAGUAUCAACUCCAUUAGUGCCCUCUGUGAAGUGACGGGCGCCGAUGUGGAGGAGGUGGCACAUGCCAUCGGCACAGACAAGAGAAUUGGGAGCAACUUUCUCAAGGCCAGUGUUGGUUUUGGUGGUAGCUGUUUCCAGAAAGAUGUUCUCAACCUGGUUUACCUCUGCGAAGCUCUCAACCUCCCUGAAGUAGCCAGGUACUGGCAGCAGGUGAUCGAGAUCAACGAUUAUCAGCGCCGACGCUUCUCCUCUCGUAUCAUCGGCUGCCUCUUCAACACUGUGACUGACAAGAAGAUUGCUCUGCUCGGGUUUGCCUUCAAAAAGAACACCGGUGACACAAGAGAGUCCUCCAGUAUCUACAUCAGCAAGUACCUGAUGGACGAAGGGGCUCGUCUGCACGUUUAUGAUCCGAAAGUUAAGAAAGAGCAGAUUAUUCAGGAUCUCUCCCAUCCCACCAUCUCUGAAGAUGACCCAGACAGAGUGUCCCGCCUGGUUACCAUUUCCACUGAUCCCUAUGAGGCAUGUGAAAACGCUCAUGCUAUUGUAAUUUGCACAGAGUGGGACAUGUUCAAGGAGCUGGACUAUGAAAGGAUCUGCAAGGCCAUGUUGAAGCCAGCAUUCAUCUUUGAUGGUAGAAGAAUCCUGGACAGUCUAUACGAUAAGCUGCAGAAUAUGGGCUUCCAGGUGGAGACGAUUGGCAAGCGAAUUAGUCAGAAGAUUCCAUUCACCGUCAACAAUGACAUUGCAAAAGUAGAUCUCCAAGCCCCUCCUACUAAGAAAAGCAAAUCUUAAACUACACUUGUUUUUAAUGUGUGUGUUUUUUAGUGUGUGUGUAGGGCAGUGGGGUUUAUAUACAGUAUUAAAGGUAUUUUUUUUAUUUUACUCAUGACAUUUAAAAAUGCUGCUGCAGGGCAUACUUUGCCGCUGGAGAUGUCUCCUGUUCAUAUUAUCUGUACCAGAUAUAUUCAUAUUUUAGAAAAGGUGACAUUUUGUGAGACAGAAGUGGACAAUGUGAUUUGGUGAAAGCGCCCCACUUUCCCGCUGUGGACCGCGUUCCUCUUGUUCGGUGGAACAGCCCGCUCUGCUUGAUGAGCCGUUCCACACGUGGUGAAACAUGGCGGCGCUCCGCAGGUACAGCUGUGUUCUAAUAUUAGCUCCAUGACAAACUACUACUGCAAUACUGGCAAAACACAAUAAAUGUAGCCUCAGCUUUUACAAUGCUCUGUACUGUAUAGCGAGAAGUUUUAUAUAUUUGACCCAUAGUAAUAUUAUAGCUUGAUUACAUAUGCUGAACAAGCAUGGAACAAGCUGAACAUGUCCAAGUCUGCAGGGACACAACAUAAACACACAUAUUCAGUUAGAAGUGAAGCGGCUCUGCCCAUUUUAAUGUGUGUGUAUUUCUAGCAAAGGUUGAUAUGUCAAAGGCUACAGGUGCCUUGCAGACAUUUCAGGAUUCCAAAAAGAGGUUAAGGUUACAUCGUCCACUAUCAACAGGGAAAUGUACUUUACAUUGGAGUACUGCUUCAAAUAUUUACCAAACAAGUCUAGUAGUGGCAGACUUCUUGUGUGUGUUGUUGUUAUAUACAAAACAGAAUAACAAGGAGAAAUACCGGUACUGGGAUGGCUCAACAUAUAAAAAAGUGUUUCAAAGGUAACACUUGGUACGUGUUCUUACUUUUAAUUACCGUGUAAUUGCAUUCAAAACUGAUUGAAGCUUUUAAUGGGAGAAUGCGUACAUUUUGCAAGAUUGUAAUUUGAAAUAAGGAAUGGUUUUAAAAAGUAAAAAAAAAGCAAUAAGCACUGUUCUCCUCCUUGCCUAUGUUGAUAGUUACAGCUGUGUAAAAACGAUCACGGUUUCAGAAGAUGGUGUAAAUAUGUGGUAGAACAUGCGAAGCAUUACUAAAACACAAACCCUGCUUAAGGUAUCAUUUUGUUUGAUGAUGCAUUUUAGAUUUUAUUUAAUGGCAUAGUUACUGUUUGUUUCUACUUAUAUAUUCAACUAAACAAAGAUAAUUGUUCUGCAUCCAAUAGGAUUGGAACAUAGACUAGAAUUAUGUAUGUAUGUAUAAAUGGGGCUGUUUUACAGGUCAAUUUGAUUAGGGUCAAAGAAAGUAAUUGUCAACUGCAGAUUUACAGAUUUCACAUGACCAUGUACUGUGUAUUUUAUUAUUAUUUUAAUUAAAAAUCUUAAGCAUUGCUGUGGAAGUGAUCUUUUCAUAUUGGGAGGAAAUAUGUUUCCAAUCUAAUAUCUUCGAAUUGGACCAAAUGGCAUUUCAGUGAGUCGUUGGUUGGCUAAAUAGUGCUUUAUUAUCGAUUCCAAGGGUGAAACCGCUGUAAAAACACUCCUCUGCAUCUUUUAGUCCUUAAUGUUGCCCUUCAUCAGUUCAGGGCAAGCUGGACUUGUAUCAGACUGUGUGUCCUUUCUGUUUUGAAGUAUUCAAGUGAAUCAUGUAAGAUGACGGAGCAGUAGCUCCUUGAGUAUUUUAUGUAUGAUAUAGACCACGUCUCGUCUGCUUAUUUUGAACUUUCACUGGGAAUUUAAUGUAAUAUUUCAUACUCGGCUUCCUAAUAAAGGUAUGUUUUUAAGAUA
Messenger RNA from Acipenser ruthenus (sterlet), 3538 nucleotides. RefSeq names its product UDP-glucose 6-dehydrogenase-like. NCBI's taxonomy places the organism in Eukaryota, Metazoa, Chordata, Actinopteri, Acipenseriformes, Acipenseridae. The transcript is spliced from 12 exons. Gene Ontology annotation, molecular function: UDP-glucose 6-dehydrogenase activity; NAD binding. The record is from RefSeq and is a predicted model, not a curated record. Gene Ontology annotation, cellular component: cytosol; nucleus. Gene Ontology annotation, biological process: glycosaminoglycan biosynthetic process. Bases 253 to 1740 code for a protein of 495 amino acids.